Messenger RNA from Bradysia coprophila, 5378 nucleotides. RefSeq lists its product as uncharacterized. Gene Ontology annotation, cellular component: cytoskeleton. NCBI's taxonomy places the organism in Eukaryota, Metazoa, Arthropoda, Insecta, Diptera, Sciaridae. The record is from RefSeq and is a predicted model, not a curated record.
UGCUAGUACUGGUGUGUGUGCUACGGUCUCGGUAUUUUUAUUUUAAUCGUAUUUUAAGCGAAUAAAUAAAUUUAAAAAGUGUAAUCAAAAUCGCGUAGUUAUGCAAAAGUGUACAAACAAUAUGGUGUGUAGUUUAAUUCAAUUCGGAUAAUCAAAACAUCGAUCACAAACAGCAAACCGUUUUGUGUGUGUUUUUUUUUAAACAUCUAUGCCAUUAAUGCUCUCGUACAACGAACCGCAAAUGAGAUGUCUGACGACAGUCCGACGAAACGUUUAUCACAAAUAUUCGGUUCCCUAUCGUGUUUGUCGGACCUGAAAACAGCUGAAUCGCUAAAAAAAGACACGUCCAAAGACAACCAUGUCCAGCCCAAUCAUCCAAAACAGUCCCCAUACAAUUUCGCACCAACAACAUCACCACCUGCAUCGCUCCCAUCGUUGUCGUCGCCGUCGUCGACACAGUCGCACCGAUUACAAACCGGUUCCAAUAUACCAACAUCGCGUGUACUAAUGGGAUCUCGUUCCACACCGAAUUCGCCACGGCUGAUGCCGAAACGGUCGCGCAUACCACCAGCGGUUCCGCAACGUCCGAAUGCGGGUGCGUUGAUUGCAAAUCCUGCACUAGCUGCAUUGGAUGCGGAAGCACCGUGGCCACAUUUUUCAACAUUAACCGAUCAUUUGGAUGUGCAUCAAGUGAACAAUUAUAAUCAAGGUCUUCCAGAAAUCAAUUGGCAGGAACGAUGCUUGGAACUGCAAUUGGAAUUGCAUCGAAGCAAGAGUCAGGCGGGAAGAAUUCGGGACAUGCUGGGUGAUAAGCUCUCCGAGCUGGAGCAGCGAGUCAUCGAAGCAGAAGAACGGGCUGAAGAUGCGGAAAGUAAGGUGCGGGCCAUGGAACAAAGAUUGACUGAAUGGCCCAAGACCGCUCCAAGCUCACAAGGGUCAUCAACCGAUACAGAAAAAACAAUAACACAGCUUGAAGUGCAGGUGGAAGAGCAACGUUUACUCCGUUUACACGACGCAAAGCAGGUCGAAGCAAAGGCAGCUAAAAUCAAAGAGUGGGUGACUAAUAAGUUGCGAGAAUUAGAGGAACAAAAUCAGGUGUUACGCGAACAAAACGUUAAGUGCAAUCAGCAAUUAGAGUUGUUAAGAAAUCACAUAGCCACCCAGAGUAAUCGAAAUAGUAUCCAACAACCCGUUCGUAGCAGCUUAAGUCUAGACGUACGUGAUCUGAAACAUCGAAACAGUCGACGGCGAAGUGAAUCGUUAGAUCCACCUGAAAAUAGAACCCUACAAUUGCAUCAUCGAAGAAAUCUGUCAAUGGAGCCACAAGAGUUGGCCAGAGAUUUGGCGGCUGCCGUAGACGGCCUGAAUCUGAUUCCCCUCGCCCCCAAAAAUGCUGCAGGAGACGAUCCGGCACAUGAUUACGCUGAAAUUUACACACCAUCCCGAGAAAAAGCACCAUUGUGGUUGAAAGGUGGACCGCCCAGUGGUGGUUCAAGCACAACGACAUCAGAUUCUGCCCACGAUAUCGGAACGCCACGCCCUCCAACACCACCGUUGCACAGAUUUCCCAGUUGGGAAGCAAAAAUUUAUCAAGUGGCUAGUGAUGGCUUAGCAGCAGGCGAUGAGAAUGAAUCGCAAGAACAAGAAAAUGGUUUGGUUAACAGUGUGGGAAUUACAUCCAGAUCACAAACAGCAUCUGGAGGAUACUGUGAUAUUAGUGUACCCGUUUAUGCGACUGUGAAGGGGCGAGCUUCCCAAAUUCGUUCCAUGCCCUUUACCGGCGACUCAAGUGACGACUCAAGCGAUGGCGAAGAUCACGCCGUCAUGAUGAACUGCAUAACAUCAACCCAUAACUCACACAAUUCAUCCAGCACAGAUAAUACCGAGACAAGUACUUCGGGUAGUGCAUCAAGUCCUUCCAAAAGUCUCAAAACAUCAUCUAGCUUAAGUCCGGCCAAACGAAGUGGUUCCGAAAGUCCAAAACAUCCGAAAGGAAGAGUAAUUUCAGAUACUUCAUUUGAAUCAGGCAUGUCCGACGAUUACGCAAUACCACCGGAUGCUUUGUCCCAGGCUGAAUCAUCGUGUAUGGAUGCAUCAAUGCCAUCGUUUAUGAUGCGUGCAUCGUAUGCUGAUUCUCCGAACAAAAAGCUGGAAUCAUUGGAAAAGAUCGGUCAUCUGGCUAAACUUGGUGGCAAACUGAAAACGUGGCGUAAGAGAUGGUUCGUUCUGAAAAAUGGCAGCUUAAAUUAUUGGAAGAGUCAAAAUGACGUCAAUCGAAAGCCUCAGGGGCAAAUCAUUUUGGACGAUCUGUGUCGAAUCAUUCGGAACGAGGGUGCACCAACAUUCGAAAUUGAUACGGGGAAGAAAAUUUAUUAUUUGACGGCCGAUUCGAAUGCCACGAUGGACGAUUGGAUAAGGGUGCUGCAGAAUGUGCAACGGCGGAAUGCCACCAAAUUGCUGCUAAGUCGAGACGAUCAAAAGGCAACGGUGCAAGGAUGGGUGACCAAGGUGAAAAAUGGUCAUGCAAAGAAAUGCUGGAGCGUACUGCUUGGAAAAAUGUUUUUGUAUUUCAAAGCACCAGGGGAGACGAAUCCACUCGGUCAAAUUAACAUGAGGGACGCUCGCGUCGAAGAAGUGGAACACGUAUCCGAUUCCGAUUCGGAGGAACGUGAAGAUGUUGGCCAAAGUCAGGCCAGGCUGACCGUUGCCAUUUAUCCAGCGCAUCAGGGUCCAACGUAUCUAAUCUUACCGGGCAAACAAGAACGCGACAAUUGGUUGUAUCAUUUGACGGUAGUAUCCGGAGGUGGUCCGAACGCCGGCACACAAUACGAACAAUUGGUUCAAAAGCUUAUGGAAACGGAUGGUGAUCCGAAUUGUGUGAUCUGGCGGCAUCCGAUUUUGUUGCACACGAAGGAGCAAAUUACGUCCCCACUGUCUUCAUUACAUUCCGAAAUGCUACAAGCCGAAGCCAUUAAGCUGUUUAAGAGUUGCCAACUAUUCAUGUCAGUCGCCGUCAAUCAGCCCGGUGUCGAUUAUCACGUCGUACUAGCCCAAAAUGCAUUGCAACAAUGUUUGGACAUGCCGGAACUGCAGGCCGAAUUGAUAUGUACAUUGGUGAAACAGACUAGUCGACACACCGGCCAAAAGCUUGGAGUCGGGGUCCAGGUAAACAAGCGACUGGGCAAGCAAACGCGUCAACUAUUGUUGUGCGCAACGCAGAGUUUGUUUACAUGCGACACACAGCAAAAUGGGUCUGGCCAAGCAAACGGAAGCUCUCCAACCUCGAUACAGAUGCCCAUUGUGCCUCCUAUCGACUGCAAAUCAAAUCCACCAAGCUACACAUUCGUUCAGGGCUGGCAAUUAUUAUCUUUGGCUGUUUCGUUAUUCGUACCUAAAAACAACAAACUGCUCUGGUACCUUAAACUCCAUCUGUCUCGAAAUGCGGAUUCAAAAACGGAAUGUGGUAAAUAUGCGGCUUACUGUGAACGAGCUCUCGAACGAACGUUGCUGAACGGCGGACGUGAGACAAAACCAUCUCGCAUGGAAGUGCUAUCAAUUCUGAUGAAGAAUCCAUAUCAUCAUUCACUUCCGCAUGCCAUUCCCGUUCACAUGAUGAACGGAACAUAUCAGGUCGUGUCAUUCGAUGGGUCUACAACAAUCGAAGAAUUCCAUUCGACUCUGGCGCAAGAGAUUGGUUGUCGCGAAUCGACAAAUGGAUUCUGUUUGUUCAGUGACGAUCCGAUCGAAAAAGAUUUGGAACAUUACCUAGACCCGCAGGCUAAGCUAUGUGACGUGAUAUCCAAGUGGGAGACAGCGUUGCGUGAAAAAGGUUCCGGCAAAUUCGAAAACUCCAGAGUCAUUCAAUUGACGUACAAAAAUCGUUUGUACUGGAAGCAUUCCAUCAAAUUGGAAACGGACAAGGAGAAACUGUUGCUUUGCUAUCAGAUAAAUGUCCAAGUGGUGCAGGGCAGAUUUCCUUUGUCUCGCGAUCUAGCCUUAGAACUGGCAUCGCUGAUGGCACAGAUUGACAUUGGUGAUUUUGCUGCCGAAAAGAAUCGAAGUGCAACAAACGCAUCCGUGUCGUUGCAAGCAUUGGACAAAUUUUAUCCGUAUCGCUAUCGGGACGCUAUGACGCCAGACCAACUGAAAGAGCUACAGGAAUUGCUCGUAUCCAAAUGGAUGUUACUCAAGAACCGUUCAACAUUGGACUGUGUACGAAUCUAUUUGACAUGCUGUCGCAAGUGGCCGUAUUUCGGCGCCACCCUCUUCCAAGCCAAACCUCGUCAUACCGAUUCGGCAAUGGCCUGGCUAGCUAUUUCCGAAGACGCACUAAACGUGUUGGAAUUGUCGUCGAUGGCACCGUUGUCGCGUUAUCCGUACAGUUCGGUGAUGACGUUUGGCGGAUGUCAGGACGACUUUAUGCUGGUGGUCAGCACUGACGAUUCGUUGCAGGAAAGUAGCGAACAGAAAUUACUGUUUGCUAUGAGCAAACCAAAGAUUUUGGAGAUUACGUUACUGAUUGCCGACUAUAUGAAUGCGUUGGGACACACAUGUCCCGGAACACCGCAGAUGAAUACGUUGACAAGAAAUGGCAGCCAUAGAAGUAUAAGAUCCCGUCCACACGGUGGCUCAACGGCAGCUACAACAGCUCACAAUACUCUCAAUUCGCACGCCACCCAUACCCUAAAUUCCCAUUCGCACACGUUAAGCUCGCACCAUAGCCAUACACUAAGCUCGUCGCACGGCGGCCAACCUGAUAUAUUGAAGAGUACACCCGAUCAUCAGCGGAUCAAAUGAAUAGAGAAUAUACUCAAACAAUGGAUUUGAGUAUUGGAUACCUCUUGAAUUUUUAUGAAAUUUUCAGAUUUUUCUUUUUGUUUUGAAUUUUUUUUGCUUUUUCUUUUCGUCAAUUUUUUUUUAUGAAACUCAGAUGUGUGAACGGAUCGUUUUUCAUUGUUCAUGAAUUUAUUAAUUAAAAUUUUCUUUGUUUUUUGUAAAGAGUUUUUGAGAUUCCUUUUUUUUCGCGUAGGCGUACAGCUUUCGUUCGUUUCUUAUCUUUAUUUUCUUUUCUUCGGAAUUAUUGUAGAUUAAUGCGCACACAGUGUUUUAUAGCUAAGCUUUUUGUAUUAUACACGUCAUUUAUAAUGUAAUCAUUAACUUAUAUAAAACAAAACAAAUUUAAAACUAAAACCAGAACACACAUUUAAACUACUUUUCAGUAAAUACGAUGGACUUUAAAUUGUAUUAAGGGGGAACGUGGAUUUAUAUAAUAACCGUUACUAAGGGUCUUUUUGAUACCACGAAAUAUCAAAUUUGUUUUUUUUAUAUAUAUAAUGAAAAUUUGUAUAUUCAAUUAGGAUUUAAAACAAAAAAAAAAA